Messenger RNA from Rubroshorea leprosula, 1620 nucleotides. The record is from the annotation of a GenBank genome assembly. NCBI's taxonomy places the organism in Eukaryota, Viridiplantae, Streptophyta, Magnoliopsida, Malvales, Dipterocarpaceae.
CGUCCAAGAAAAUAUCCAAGGCAGAUUCUUUCUUUAGGGUUUCGAAAUUUCGCCUAGGUCCAUCAAAUCGCGCGUCCUGCGGUACCAUGAGGCCUAUCUUCUGUGGAAACUUUGAGUAUGAUGCUCGUCAGUCUGAUCUGGAACGACUAUUCAGACGAUAUGGAAGAGUUGAAAGAGUUGAUAUGAAGUCUGGAUUUGCUUUUGUUUACAUGGAAGACGAGAGGGAUGCUGAAGAUGCCAUCCGAGCACUUGAUCGGACAGAAUUUGGUCGAAAGGGUCGUAGACUUCGUGUUGAAUGGACAAAGCAUGAACGUGGUGUUAGAAGGCCUAGUGGUGGUUCUUCGAGAAGGUCUUCAGUCAACAACAGACCUUCAAAGACUUUGUUUGUUAUCAAUUUUGAUCCAUAUCAUACUCGUCCUAGGGACUUAGAGAGGCAUUUUGAGCCAUAUGGUAAAAUAGUGAGUGUGAGGAUAAGGAGAAAUUUUGCAUUUGUUCAAUAUGAUUCACAAGAGGAUGCCACCAAGGCAUUGGAUGCUACGAACAUGAGGUGGAUCUAUCCCUAUUUCUCCCAUGUCUUCAAACUCUGCCUGGAGUUUUUAUUUGUUCUGCAAGUCCCCCUGAAAACUAAUUCGAGAUCUGAUCUUGGGUUCUCUUUGAUGUGCAGCAAGCUGGUGGAUAGAGUUAUUUCAGUGGAAUAUGCUGCUCGAGAUGAUGAUGAACGGAGAAAUGGAUAUAGCCCUGACAGAAGCCGUGAUAGAUCACCAGAGAGAGGCCGUGAUAGGAGACGAUCUCCAAGUCCUUAUCGAAGAGAGAGGGGUAGUCCUGAUUAUGGCCAUGGUCCUACUCGUAGUCCUUACCGAAGAGAGAGAGGUAGCCCUAAUUAUGGUCAUGAUCACAGUGUUAGCCCCUACAGGAGAGAUAGAGGUAGCCCCAACUAUGACCGGGGUACUAGCCAUAGUCCUUACCAGAAAGAAAGGUCUGCUGCUGACCGUGCUCAUGGUUCGAGCAGAAGCCCUGCACAAAGAGAGAGGGCUAGCCCUGAUAAUGGCCAUGGUCCUGGCCAUAGUCCUUAUAGGAGAGAGAAGCGUAGCACUGAGAAUGAACGUAGCCCUAGUCGUAGUCCAUACGGAAAAGAAAGGGCUAUCCAUGAAAAUGGUCGGGGGCCUAGUGAUAGUCCCUAUGAAAGAGAAAGAAACAGUCCUGAAAAUGGUAAUGACCCAAGUCCAAGUUCUGUGCCUGAACAAAGGGAGGAUAGCCCUUAUGGUGGUGGAGCUGAAAGUCCUGUAAAUGGGGGAUAUAACAGUCAGACACCCCCAGCGGAUGAGUGAUUGUGAUGAUAGAAGGCUCUGGAAGAAUAGCGGUUACAUCACAUGUUCAUCUUGUUUGGUGGCGAAAUCAGAGUCCUGGUGUUUGCCUUCAAGUGGAAACUGUUUCCACAAUUGUAUGAGAGCUAUCUUCUGAUCUUAAGCUGUAGUGCCUAAUCAGUGUUAGGUAAUAGUUUAGUAAUACUAUUUUACCCUCCUGCAUUUAGUUUUCCUGUUUAUCUUAAAUGAUAAAACAUUGUUUUGUGGAUUAUGCAUUUAGUUUGCCAUCCUAUUCUAUGCAGCUUAACUCUUUUCC